Molecule: messenger RNA, 2339 nt
Organism: Aphanomyces invadans
Lineage: Eukaryota; Oomycota; Saprolegniomycetes; Saprolegniales; Verrucalvaceae
Exons: 6
Coding region: 1-1239 (412 amino acids)
Biological process (GO): mitochondrial DNA replication; replication fork processing; response to UV
Cellular component (GO): mitochondrial matrix; nucleus
Molecular function (GO): DNA-directed DNA polymerase activity; chromatin binding
Source: RefSeq, a predicted model, not a curated record
AUGCGAUUUCGAUUGCACUUGGCCAUCGACGACGAAGUCGUCGGGAACAUCAACAUGGAUUGCCGCGCGGCAGAAAAGAAGAUUGUGUUCCGCAUGCAGAACCGUGCGUUGGUGCUUUUGGAAACGCACAUCACAGCCAUUAUGCGGCCGCCGCCGUCGGCUUCGUUGACAUGUGAUGAUACUCAGUUCACCAUUGCCACUACGUUGUCGCAUUCCACGCGCCCUUACUUUCGAUGCAGCCAAGUGACGCAGGCGAACGUCCUGUCGUUGACAUUGCAGACCAUGUUUCCCACGAUUCCAUGGCUCACCGACGACCGCGCCACUGGCGGACCCAGGCUUCUUCGAAAGCGCCCUCGACGGGAAUCGACUCGCGAGUCCUUCUACGGGUCUUCGUCGUCCUUAGCACCGUCGUUCCCCAUGGUGAAUGCGGCCUUCGACGCAGCAUUCCAUUAUCGUGUCCAGCACUCGAUCGAGUGCCAGCUCGAUGGCACUGCGCCGGUCCAUCAUGUGUUUGCGCUACAACAGCCUGCAAUUGACUUUAUCGGGCAGAUCCAGGCUCGUCGGCCCACUCAUUUCAUCAAGCUGUUUUCAUUUGAGACCCGUGGAAGCCGCAAGUUCCUCGUGUCGGAUAUCGAUGUAUUCUUCGACAAGUACAUGCAAACGCCGCCAACCCAACGCCACGUGUACGAGAUCAUCCAGGCUGACAUGCCGUGCCACUUGUACUUCGAUCUGGAGUUCAAGCCGGCGUUCAACCCACACGUGAACGGUGACGUCCUCGUGCGACAGCUCAAGCACUUGGUCGCACUCCAAUUUUACCGCAAGUUUGGGAUUCAUGUAUCGGCGGAUAAAAAUAUGGUGGAUUUGGUGUCGACUGCCCCGGACAAGUUUAGCCGCCACCUCGUUGUCAUCGCACCGGAUGGCGCGCUCUUCGUCAACAACUUGGAAGCUGGCCAGUUUGUCAAGGAGCUCAUGGACACGUUUGCGCUGCAUGCGGAUGACAGCGGGGAUUUGUCUUUCAACGUGAUGGACCAGCACAACCAACCACAGUCGUUUAUCGAUAUGGGUGUCUACACUCGGUAUCCCAUCCCAUCCUCUCCGAACGCCUCAUCGAGAGUCGCAGGAAUCGAGCGUUUCGGUGUGUGUGGUCGUCCAAGUUUCAGUCGGACCGCAUUCUCACGAGACAUCCAGAGUGCCGCUUACACUUGGACAAUGACAAGGCAUUUUUCCUCCACACGUUGAUCUGUCCUGUGGGGGCUCCUACCGGUCGUCGCCGACUUCUCCGGUGUCCGCAGUUGCUUGCCCGCCACGGCACCUCGACGAGACCAACCACGUACCAUGUGCAAUCUGUUCUAGGCAAGCACGCGGCCCCGAUCCCCCCGCUCGCCGCGUUCGUUGUAGCCCUUGCGACGGCGCAAGACAACGUCCAAGCCGGGAUUCGUGCGUGGCAAGUCAUUCCACAUCGGUCCAUCACGUACCACCUCGUGAACAAUCGGUACUGCCAUAACGUCAGGAGAGCCCACAAGAGCAACAACGUCAUGUACGUGGUCGAUCACGAUCGAAUCGUGCAAAAGUGCCACGAUCCCAACUGCGCCACCUUUACGUCGCGUUCAUGGCCACUUCCAGCAGAGCUCAGGACGGCGAUUGCCUCGUUUUUAGCCUGCGAGAAACACGUCCCAACGUAUGACCAGUAAAGUUGAGACGACGGAAUGGAGUGAUAGCUUGGGGACGAGGGUUGAAAACGCCGACGAACGAAAGGACCAGUUGUAUAUUGCAUCAAGGCAAAGAGCUUGGACUCGUCAGGCCCCAACGGUCUCGUGGAAGGAAUCGCCGAGCGCAAUGAUGUUGGUCGUGUCCAAGACGUCGCCAUGGACAGGUGCGAUGGCGCUCAAGACUGCGGCCUUGGCGAGGGCACCCACCGGACACACUGCCAGGAGUUCGGGGCCGAGCAGAGGUACACGCGACAACAUCGAAGACACCGGGCCCAACUACAGAUCGAGUUCAAAUCCAGUUGAACAAAACCAGAGGACGUACUCCACGACCAGCUAACGCCAAAGGGGCGCCCAAAAGGCCAAGCGGCAAGAACAAAUCCGUGUUGUUCACGUGCACUCGACGGGUACCAUAGACAAAUCCAGGACGGAGGGACACACCCGUGUCGGGGAAGCUGCCAGAUUGACGUCAGAUUGUCCAAUUCGCGGAGGAUGGCGGUGUUGUACGUACUGGGCGCGAACCGCCGCUUCGGCGCGUUCUUUGCCAUUAAAAUAGCCGUACAAAGGCGCCCAUUUGGGAAUGUUGCUUCCGACUCGGGAUUCCGAGAUGAACACAAAACGUUCUGUCCCUGG